Dromaius novaehollandiae (emu) is the source of this 2976-nucleotide messenger RNA. It is a transcript of the gene MAB21L4, whose product is annotated as mab-21 like 4. NCBI's taxonomy places the organism in Eukaryota, Metazoa, Chordata, Aves, Casuariiformes, Dromaiidae. The coding region runs from base 83 to 1414 and encodes 443 amino acids. The record is from RefSeq and is a predicted model, not a curated record. The transcript has 5 exons.
CGGCGCCUGCUCCCCGCCCUGCCCACAUAUUUCCGCUCCUGCUCGGAGCAGGAGCGUUGCGGAGCCCUGCCGGCGCCCGGCCAUGGCGGCGCGGGUGCCCCGCUGGCGCAGCUACCUCGGCGGCAUCCUGUCGCGCGAGGGGCAGCGGGUGGAAGGUUUCCAGCAGGCUGAGGACGUGCUGCUGACCCUGCUGGAGCACGUGCACGAGCAGGAGCCCCGCUUCCUUGUGGAUUACUGCCGGAACCUGGAAGCCUUCGAGUUCGCCCUCCGUGCCUCCGAGGGUGCCGUCAUCCUGGAGGUGCCCCUGCGGAUUGACGGUGACGCCCUGCGGGCGCGGGCAUGCUGGCCAGGGGACAGCCCGGCCGAGAGCGUGGUUCCCGGGCACCCUCCAGCGUCGGGCGCCUGUUACCUCGAAGUGCCCUCCGAGGAGACCGGUUUGAAGGACUGGACCAGUGCAGAUGCUUCGGGUGUGCUGGAGCAGGCGGGUGGCACAGCGUGCCUGGUACCGGGCAAAGUCCUCUGGCGCCUGAAAGAGCUCCUUGUUUCGGCCAUCGUGCACUGCCAGCGCCGCUUCCUCCUCCAGCCAGGUGACCUCAAUGCUGAAAAUUUAAAGGAAGAUGCCAUGGAGCUGUCCCUGCUGGUCCGGGGCGGGUGGAAAACCAUACGCUUCAACAUCGUCCCUGUGGUGAGGAGGCAGCAGGAGCCUCUUGAGCUCAGCGGGCAGCGGAGUGACAGGGGCUUCCCUGAAGGCAGCCUCCGGAAGGCCACGCAAGAGGCCCACUUCGUCCCUGCCUCUCCCUACUGCUGGAGAUCCUCCACUCACCUUCCAGUCCUGAAGCUGCUCCGUGCAGUGGGCACUCUGAAGGGUCCCCGUCUAGACAGCCUGCGCCUGCUCGACCAGGUCAACUGUGAGGACUGGAGGGAGGACGGCAAGAAAGGCGGCCUCACGUUCAACCACCUGAAGAUGGUGCUGCUGUGGAGCACAGAGCUGUUUCCCUCACCAGAGGACUGGCAGGACCUGGAGGGCUCGGUCUACAUGCUUUUGGUGAUCCUCCUCUGCUGCUUGGCCACCCAGCGCUUACCCCACUUCCUGCACCCAGAGGAGAACCUGUUCCAAGGAGAGCCGCUGGACUUCAACUCACUGUACUGCAAGGUGGAGGGCUUCGCCCGGGACCCCCAUCGCUUCCUCCGCUUCCACUUUGGCUUCCCUGUGCACAUUGAUGGCCUGCAGGCAGAUCCCGGCAUCAGAGCCCUCCUGCAGCUCCCGGCCAAGGACAAGGCCUACUGGGACACAGCCUAUUUCGACAUCCUGCUCAGCCAGUUCCAGGUAUACCGGAUUCAGGACCACACGCGCCGCUUGGCUAUGUCCCAGCUCCUGUCCAAGGCCCGGAGAGAAGCGCUGGUGCAGAGCUGAGUGGGGCCCCACUGCCAGCCCAUCCAAGUGUCUCCCCAUUGCCUUCCUCACCACAUAGGCCCUUCUCUGCCAGCAGCCUGAGCUCCCUGCAGGGAGAAGGGAAAUCCAGCUGUGGCUGACCUUAAUACAUUGUCACCAGAAGAGGGAAGAGGCAAGAAACCUUCUUCUCCUCUAACAACCGGAAAGACCGACCCAGCGCUCUGCCUGCCUCAAGCUGCACUCUCCACCGUGCUGGGCAAGGAUGUGCCUUUGUGGUGCUUCUUUUGACUGUACCAUUUGUCUCAAAGCUCGGAGAGCCCAAGCAAGCUACAGGGGCCAGGGAGCCGCAUGGUGCUAUGUCACUUUAUUCAGGAAAGGUGGUACCAGGGAAUGAGCGCGUGUUCAUCGCAGCUGGAUGUGGGUGCACGGCCUGUCAGUUCCCCCAGGUAGAGCUGGGCCCUGGAAUGGGUGUUUCACAUCUCUGGAUACCUGCUGUUGAGGACAUGGCUGUUCUGCACUGCUGGGCUUUAGGAAAGGACCAGCUGAGGGUGAUGGUGAUGGAAAGGACAGGAGGGGAAGGGACCUGGAGGUGGGUCCUGCCUCCGGCCUGAUCGUCAGCUUGCAGAAGGGCUGUCAUGCCCUGUGGCAAGAGGGAAUGGAGGAGGUGAGGGGGCCAGGGCAUUGCGUGUGAGAAGCAACCCUAUGAGAGGGACAGGGAGAGGGAUAUGUAACCACAUCCCACAUGCCUGCGCAGUGUCCUACCGACAUGCUGCUCUCCUGGGCCUCACCCCACAGGAUGGCUCCAGGGGCAGUGCGGGUGCAGGCUCGGGGACCCCUUUGCUGCCCACCCCUCCGCCCAUGCAUGCAGGCCCAGUGUCCUGCGCUGCAAGGCCAGGAGACAUUGCCAGCCAGUGCAGCCAACGGCACUGGGGCCCGGGACUGGCCAUAUCACCCUUCUUCCCUCCCAGCCCUACAGGUCCCACACAGCCCUGGCUGUCCGGCUGUCAAGCCACAGCCCUCGCCCCCUCCGGCAGAUCCUGCCGUUGCUACCAACUUCUCCUUCCCCUUUGGUCUGUGCCAUUCUGCUUUGGCUGCUGGGUGCUGCAGCAUUUGCUGCCAGGUCCCCGGGGAGCCAGAGGACCCCCUCUGCCCACCCACCGGCCUAGGACAGGAGCAGAGGGAGCAACACCUUGGCUGGACCCCGUCUGCAGCCACGGCACAGGGCGCUCACAGCUUGCUCUGGUGACAGUGCUGGAGGGCGUCUCUCAGGGCGCAGAGCACCUUGUCCGCAUUGGCUCUGGUUGAGUUGUAGCCCAUGAGGCCAAUUCGAAGAACCUGGGAGGAGACAGACAGGUUUCUCACUGCAGCAUAGACCUUCAGGACUGUGCCCUGGCCCCCCGUCUCCCCUCUGCAGAGCAGAAUUGCUGGCAGCAGAGCAAAGGCUCCCUCCAGCCAUGGUGCGGAGCGAGGGGUAUGCAAGGGAGCAGCUGUGCAUGCGUGCGUGUGUGCAUGUGUGUGCACCUCCUGUUCAUUCGUAUUUAAUAUGCAUUUCCUCUCAGUGAUGAUAAAGACAUGUCACCCCA